CAGUCACUAUGGAACAAGUUCUAGACUAUCUUGAGCAAGCUCUUAUCCAUCAAGACAACAUGUUAAUCAGUAAAAUCCCUACACCUGAGGAAAUUAAGGAAGCUGUCUGGAGUCUAAACCCAAACAGUGCCCCUGGCCCUGAUGGAUUCAAUGGCUUUUUCUUUAGGGCGUGCUGGGACAUCAUCAAGGAAGAUGUCAUUAGUGCCACCCAGGAAUUUUUCAUUGGAAUCCCUAUCCCAAAAUGCUAUGGCAGCACAUUCAUUACCCUCAUUCCUAAGAAGGACAAUUCUAAGUGUUUUGGGGACUACAGGCCUAUCUCUCUUUCUACUUUCAUGAGCAAAAUCAACACUAGGAUAUUGGCUGAUAGGCUUCAAGCUAUACUUCCUAAAAUCAUCUCCUCUAAACGGACUGGUUUCCAAAAAGGCAAGGGUGUUGAUGAACAGAUUCUUUUGGUGGAAGAAAUGGUACACAAGUUAGAUUCAAAUAUCAGAGGGAGGAACCUACUUAUCAGCCAUCUAGCUUUUGCUGAUGACAUCAUCAUUUUUAGCAACGGGGGCACAAACAACUUGCUUAAACUGAAAAAUCUUCUCAGAACUUAUCUCAAUGCCUCAGCAGCAGAUCACGGAACUCACACGGCACCUGACGGUGCGAGAUUUGGAGGAUCAGAUCAUGAGGAGUCAGAUCACGGCUCCCGAUCAUCGUUCGAGAACCCGUAUCAUCGCGAACCUCGCGGUCGUGAUUUUCGUGUCCGUGAUGACUACCACGGAGGGCUAGGGUUUACGAUGGAAAUCCCUAGUUUUUCAGGAACCCUGCAGGCCGAUGAUUUCAUUGACUGGUUGAACAAGGUGGAUCGGAUCUUUGAGUAUAAGGAUGUUCCUAAUCGUGACAAAGUGAAGCUCGUGGCGAUCAAACUCCAUGGACGAGCCUCUGCAUUGUGGGAACAGAUGCGGCGAUCUCGUGAGAAGAUGGGCAAGCCAAAGAUCAAUGAUUGGGCCCUUGCAGUUGAGAAGCAGCAGAACAGGAAGCUGGUGACCAACAACCAUCCGGCUCGACCCCAAGAGCCUCGACGUACAACACAGGGAGUUCAGGGGACGCAGGGAGCUUCGAGUAGUACGAUUAAGUGCUAUCAUUGUGGUGAACCUGGACAUAGGGCGAAUGAAUGCAAGAAACCCGCUUUACAGAAGAGCAAGAGCUUGUUCGUGGAGGAGAACAUCGUUGUUGACGAUGAUGAAGUUGAAGAGUUUGGAGGUCCAGUCCAUAAUGAUUAUGCAGAAGAUGAUGUUCUUUACGGGGAUGGUCGAGAGAAUUUGGUUAUGCGCAAGAGUCUUCUGGCCCCAAAGGAUGAUUCUAAAGACGAUUGGUUGAGGACAAACAUCUUCCACACAACCUACACCAUUGGAGGAAAACCUCCCGAGAGACUCUCUCGAGCUACACUACUAUCUCGUUAAGCUUACGGGUGCUUAACAAACCGUUACAACUUGAGAGUUCGAGUCACACGAACCUCAACGAAUCCUUCAAAGGAAACAGACCUUCCUUUGAAUCAACCGAGAGAGAUACUAUCUCUCAACGUGUCUAAGAACACAAGUACACUCAAGAACGAGACUCUCUUAUAGAGUAGAUUAUGAGUAAACUAAGUACGCUCAAGAACAACUCAACCUUCACACAAAAAUGGCUCUAGAAAGCUAAGGAAAAUGAUGAUGUUUGAAAGCAAUGAAAGUAUAGAUGUUGU
Messenger RNA from Cuscuta campestris, 1729 nucleotides. Lineage: Eukaryota; Viridiplantae; Streptophyta; Magnoliopsida; Solanales; Convolvulaceae. The record is from the annotation of a GenBank genome assembly.